AUAGGCGUGGUGACAUAAAAAAAGAAUAAUUUAAAGCGCUCUCCACCGACUGCGCACUUUGAACGCAGUUUUGCAAAACUCGCAGUGGCGCGUGACCUAAUCCGAAAUGCUCCGUGCGGUGAUUUCUCGAGCCCUUCCACGGGUGAAGGCUGUGUCGGCGUGUCACUACUCUGCAGCGGCUAUUCCAGUACCAAACACCCAACCCGAAGUCCACUUUAAUAAGCUGUUCAUCAACAACGAGUGGCAGGAUGCAUCAAGUGGGAAAACCUUCCCAACUGUAAACCCCGCAACUGGAGAAGUCAUCUGUCAUGUGGCUGAAGCAAACGAGGUGGAUGUUGACAAGGCAGUGAAAGCAGCACGCGAUGCCUUCCGAUUGGGAUCGCCAUGGAGACGGAUGGAUGCCUCCCAUCGGGGACUGCUUCUCAGCCGGCUGGCUGAUGCAAUUGAGAGGGAUUCCGCCUACCUUGCGGAACUGGAGACCCUUGACAAUGGGAAGCCAUAUGCUGUCUCCUACAUGGUGGAUCUGCCCAAUGUGGUCAAAUGUCUCAGGUACUACGCAGGCUGGGCAGACAAAUGGGAAGGAAAGACCAUUCCCAUUGAUGGAGAUUAUUUCUGCUACACCAGACAUGAGCCAAUUGGAGUCUGUGGACAAAUCAUACCGUGGAACUUCCCUCUCCUUAUGCAGGCAUGGAAACUUGGCCCCGCUCUCGCAACCGGUAACACUGUGGUGAUGAAAGUCGCUGAGCAGACGCCGCUUACCGCUCUCUACGUAGCCAACCUGAUAAAAGAGGUGGGUUUUCCAGAAGGUGUGGUUAAUAUCUUGCCUGGUAUGGGUCCCACAGCUGGUGCUGCCAUUGCAAGACAUAUGGAUGUUGAUAAAGUGGCCUUUACAGGAUCAACAGAGGUUGGUCAUCUAAUCCAGCAGGCUUCAGGCAACAGUAACCUGAAGAAGGUCACUCUGGAACUAGGAGGAAAAAGUCCCAAUAUCAUCAUGUCUGAUGCAAAAAUGGAGGAUGCUGUGGAGCAGGCGCACUUUGCCUUAUUUUUCAACCAAGGCCAAUGUUGUUGUGCUGGCUCCCGGACAUAUGUCCAAGAAGACAUCUAUGACGAGUUUGUGGAACGCAGUGCGGCGAGAGCCAACAGACGAGUGGUGGGCAACCCCUUUGAUUUAAAGACUGAGCAGGGUCCCCAGGUGGAUGAGGAGCAGUUCAAAAAGAUUUUGGGUUACAUCAGCAGUGGAAAAAGAGAAGGCGCUAAACUGAUGUGUGGAGGUGCCGCAGCUGCCGACAAGGGAUACUUCAUCCAACCUACUGUGUUCGGAGAUGUGAACGACAACAUGACUAUUGCCAGAGAGGAGAUCUUUGGUCCAGUAAUGCAGAUCUUAAAGUUCAAGACACUGGAGGAGGUGGUGGAGAGAGCCAACGAUUCUAAAUAUGGUCUCGCUGCUGCCGUAUUCACCAGGGACAUCGAUAAGGCUCACUAUAUCUCCAAUGCCCUGCGUGCUGGCACAGUCUGGAUUAAUUGUUAUGACGUGUUUGGGGCCCAGGCUCCAUUUGGAGGUUACAAAGCUUCAGGAAACGGCAGAGAGUUGGGAGAAUACGGCCUGGACAACUACACGGAAGUCAAAACGGUGACCAUGAAAGUACCACAGAAGAAUUCAUAAACAUUAACCAGCCGAGGGACAUUGUAAUUUCUGUAAUCGUUUUAAGGUUUUUCAUAUUGGAUAUGUUUGACAAUUCCAAUAAUCUACAGUUCUACAGUUGAUACCUUUUGAUAUUUUGUGUUUCCAGGUGACCAUGAAAGUACCACAGAAGAAUUCAUAAACAUUAACCAGCCGAGGGACAUUGUAAUUUCUGUAAUCAUUUUAAGGUUUUUCAUAUUGGAUAUGUUUGACAAUUCCAAUAAUCUACAGUUCUACAGUUUAUACCUUUUGAUAUUUCACACUUGGGAUUUGACCGUUUCAGUCAAAUAAAUGGUUUAUGACUUCAUAACAUUUUGAUUAAUAAAAUGAUUUUAGGACCUACCGUUUGUCACUAAGGAUCUAUUCCUGAAUAUGCAUUUUUUACGCUUCAGCUGUAGUAACACCACACAAUUCAAGCGAGUCAUGGCAGCAUAAAGACUUGCAUAGAAUUUGUCUGAGAGCUCAAUCAAAUAUGGUUACAAAUCUGAUGUUGAAAUUGGAAAUAUCAAAAAGCACCAAUUGCCAACGUCUGUCAGAGUCUGCUCAAACGACACAAUGCGCAUGAUAAACACCUGCAAUAAAUUAGAGCAAAAGUGUGCAAUUAUAUCUGGUCUUAAAAAAUGUCAAUUAUUUAAUAAAAUUAUCGCAGAUG
Corythoichthys intestinalis (scribbled pipefish) is the source of this 2333-nucleotide messenger RNA. RefSeq names its product aldehyde dehydrogenase, mitochondrial-like. NCBI's taxonomy places the organism in Eukaryota, Metazoa, Chordata, Actinopteri, Syngnathiformes, Syngnathidae. The transcript has 13 exons. Bases 107 to 1663 code for a protein of 518 amino acids. Gene Ontology annotation, molecular function: aldehyde dehydrogenase (NAD+) activity. The record is from RefSeq and is a predicted model, not a curated record.